Molecule: messenger RNA, 2473 nt
Organism: Humulus lupulus (European hop)
Lineage: Eukaryota; Viridiplantae; Streptophyta; Magnoliopsida; Rosales; Cannabaceae
Product: trihelix transcription factor PTL
Exons: 2
Coding region: 202-2094 (630 amino acids)
Source: RefSeq, a predicted model, not a curated record
UGAUCUGUUCUUAAGCUUGUAGCUUUUUCGUGGACGACACGAUCCGACUCUACCGCUGCUUUCUCUCUCUAUAUCCCCUUUCUCUCUCUAGAAAUUUAUCUUUCUUUUCUUCUUAGCUUAAAUUAUUUUAUAUUUUUCAUAAAAAUAAGCGAAGAGAGAGAGAGAGUGAGUGAGCUGAAUAACAAAAGCCAUUAUAACUCCAUGGAGAUGGAGGAUCAGUACGGCAUGGCGGAUCUAAGGCAGCUAAUGAACGGAACAAGGUCUCAUUUCCCGGCAAUCCCACAACCCACUGAGCUAUUCCCGGGUCACCGCCCGGGGAUAAGUCCGGCGGUUCAACCCUUUGAGAUGAUGAUGAUGGGUGGUCAUCCAGUAGUUGGCCCCGCCGCUGAUAUUAUGCCACGUGGGUUUCAUCAUCAUCAUCAUCACCAACACCAUCAGUUUAUGAGGUCUGACUCCGCGGCUACCUCUGGUGGCGCCUCUAUCACUACUAUUACGGCUACUUCGGCGCCUUCUCUUAGCGGCGGUGGCGGCGGCCUGGAGUUGGCUGAGAGCGGCGGCUGCCUUGGAAUGAUGGAUGGUGGAACGGGAAGGUGGCCAAGGCAAGAGACUCUUACUCUAUUGGAAAUCAGAUCCUGUCUUGAUUCUAAGUUCAAAGAAGCUAAUCAGAAGGGUCCCCUAUGGGAUGAAGUAUCUAGGAUCAUGUCUGAAGAACAUGGCUACCAAAGGAGUGGGAAAAAAUGCAGAGAGAAAUUUGAGAACUUGUACAAAUACUACAAGAAGACAAAAGAAGGUAAGGCCGGAAGACAAGAUGGUAAACACUACAGAUUCUUUCGUCAACUUGAAGCUCUUUACGGAGACACUAGUAAUCAUCAAGUGUCAUCAUCAUCACUCCCAGAAGCUCAUUUCGUCGGCAACAAUCUUCGAUUCCCAACCUUAAACACUCCAACAUCUCAAGCAAAUAAUAACCAGUUAUUAGAUCAAGGUCCUUAUCAGUCUCACCUGAAUAAGCAUACUUGUGAUAGCCUUAGCCUCUCGAAUUCGUCCGAGUUCGAAUCGUCUUCCUCGGACGACAACAAUGAUUUUAGCAACGCCGGGCUGGUGAUGGCGGACAAUGAUUCAUCGGAGAAAAUGAUGGUGAUGAUGAGGAGGAAUAAGAAGAGAAGUGGUAGUGGAGGAAGCCGCUGGAAAGUGAAGAUAAAAGAGUUCAUUGACUCGCAAAUGAGGAAGCUAAUGGAGAAGCAAGAUACUUGGUUGGAGAAGCUAAUGAGAACCCUUGAACAAAAGGAGAAAGAGAGGAGUUUAAGAGAAGAGGAAUGGAGAAAACAAGAAUCGGCUCGGAUUGAUAGAGAGCACAAGUUUUGGGCCAAGGAGAGAGCUUGGAUUGAAGCUCGGGAUGCUGCUUUAAUGGAUGCUUUGCAUAAGUUAACUGGGAAAGAAGUACAUUAUAAGGUUUCCUCGCCGGAGGAGGGUCUAAUGUUGGCUGCUGCGGCCGCGGCUGCAGGCGAAAACAACGUACCAGUCGAUGAAGGCGAGAGCGAAACACAAAACCGUGACGAAACAUGGCCGGAAUCCGAGGUGUCGAGAUUGAUUCAGUUCAGGACAAGCAUGGAUUCGAGGUUCGAACAAGGCGGUUUUCCGGAGGAGGUUUUGUGGGAGGACAUAGCGGCGAAGUUGGCUUGUUUGGGGUAUGAAAGGAGUGGUUUGAUGUGCAAAGACAAGUGGGAAAGCAUCAACCAUUAUGUGAAGAUAUCUAAUAAUAAGGAGUCGAGUAAGAAGCGAAAAGAGAACUCGAGAAGCAGUAGUGGUAAUUACUUUCAGAAUAAUACUACUACUACUAAUGAAAACUCAGCUACUACUGCUAAUAAUAAUAACAACAAUAACUCGUUGUAUAAUCAUGGAGGAGUUUAUUCCUGUGAUCAAAUGAGUGAUCAUCAAGGUGCUGGUCAAACUACGGCGAGACUACCAGUCAACGAUGGUUCUUCUCCUUCUAAUGCUAAUGUUCAUGAUAGCUGCUUUCCGUUCUUGAUGGGAGAAGGAGACAACUUGUGGGAAAAUUAUGGACUGAAGCUCAGUAAAGGUGGCCAAAACCAGUGAUAUAUUGAUGAUGAUGAUGAUGAUGAUGAUGGUGAUGAUGAACAUAAUAAUGGUCAUCAUGUCAUUAUAAGGAGCAAACGACAGUUUGUUCGGCGUCGUUUUUUGUCAACUGGCUGAUUAGCUAUAGGGUAAUGGGAAUUGUUUUUUUUUUUCUUUCUUUUUUAUGUUGACUUCUUAUUAUGAGAUAUAAAAGUUUGACAACUUGCCUCGGUUUGGAAUAUGGGAGGUUUUUUUAGAUUAUUUUGUAAGAAAUUAAGGAGCUAACUCAUGAUUAUGGGAUUUAUGUAUAGGGACUUUUGAGAACUUAUUUUGUGACAUGGAAAUUCUGAUGAUCAUCAAGAAAAUAAUGGAUAUUUUAUAUUAUAUGAUCUCUGCUUUA